Cynoglossus semilaevis (tongue sole) is the source of this 1679-nucleotide messenger RNA. RefSeq names its product acyl-CoA thioesterase 8 (gene acot8). Gene Ontology annotation, molecular function: fatty acyl-CoA hydrolase activity. Gene Ontology annotation, cellular component: peroxisomal matrix. Gene Ontology annotation, biological process: acyl-CoA metabolic process; fatty acid catabolic process. The coding region runs from base 215 to 1213 and encodes 332 amino acids. Lineage: Eukaryota; Metazoa; Chordata; Actinopteri; Pleuronectiformes; Cynoglossidae. The record is from RefSeq and is a predicted model, not a curated record. The transcript has 6 exons.
GCUUAAAUUACCUAACUGUAAGUCAACUAGCCAAAGUGAAAUAUGACAAAAAUAGGAUUUAACUGCCUCUGAAAGGCUCAUUGAAUAUGCUCAGACAUAUUAAUCAGACAUAUCAUAUGAACCUGUAUUGUUUACACUCCGGUCCAGUAGGUGGCAAUAAUUGAAUAGCACGAGACUGUCGUGAUAAGACAAGGCAGAGAUAUUGUAAACAAAAAUGGCCGACACCAGAGCCACAGAUGAAACGAGCGAUAACACAGGAGGUAAUCAUUCCUCAGGGGAUGGAAACCCAGAGAGUCGUGAAGUGGAGAAGAUACGGGAUUUGAAAAGCGUCCUGGUGACUAGCGUUUUAAAUCUAGAGGAGCUCGACGUCAACCUGUACAGAGGGACACAUCACUGGGUGCCCCGCUCUCGUCGGUUGUUUGGUGGGCAGAUAGUUGGUCAGGCUCUUGUGGCUGCAGCAAAGUCUGUUGGUGAUGACGUCUAUGUUCACUCUCUGCACUGCUAUUUUGUACGAGCAGGAGAUCCUACGGUUGCCGUUCUGUACCAAGUGGACCACAUUAGAGAUGGUCGAAGUUUCAUGGUACGCUCUGUUCGAGCCAUCCAGCAUGGGCAGCCCAUACUGAUCUGCCAAGCGUCCUUCCACAAACUGCAGCCAAGUCCACUGCAGCACCAGUUCACCAUGCCGAUGGUGCCUCCUCCUGAGGAUCUCCUCACUGAAGAGCAGCUCAUUCACCUUUACCUCACUAAACCAAAUGUCCCAGAGAAAUUAAGACAGUUUCUUAACCAGCGUUUGGCCAAUGAGGUCCCCAUCGAGAUUAAGCCAAUCCAGCCUCAGCCGUCUUUGAGACGUCCUGCCACUGAGCCAAGGAAGCUGUUUUGGGUGCGAGCCCAAGGACACAUAGGUGAAGGCAACAUGAAGCUGCACUGCUGUGUAGCUGCAUAUAUAUCAGACUAUGCCUUUCUGGACACCGCAAUGCUGAGUUUAGCAGAUUACAAAGCCAAAUUCUUUGCCUCUCUGGACCACUCCAUGUGGUUCCACACCACAUUCCGCAGUGACGAGUGGAUGCUCUAUGAGUGCGAAAGCCCCUGGGCAGCGAACAGCAGAGGACUGGUUCAAGGACGCAUGUGGAGAAGGGACGGGGUGCUCGCUGUCUCCUGUUCCCAGGAGGGCGUCUUCAGAGUUCAACCUGUUAAUCACAGAAACAAACUAUAAUCACAUUUCCAAUGUUUUAUAUUUUUAAUUUAUUUGUAAUUGUGAUUACAUGUAAUAUCAUUGACAUGAUUAAUUUUGUUUUAUUUUUACUCCCUUAUAUCAUGGGUCACAGCAGUGGUUAAUACCAUGUGGAGUAUUACAGUACACAGGGUUAGGUUUAAUGUUGAAUGCCUUUCAUGACAUAACCCUUCCUGAUAUUCAGGAGAUGGGCGGAGAAGGAGGGUAAAAUCUAGAACUUGUACAUGUCCUUUAACUGGCACUUUAACUGUGUGAUGUAGAAACAUAAGAACAACAUGAUGUAAGUGUAAUAUAUGUUUAAUCUAAAAAUUCAUUCAAAUCUAAAAAUAAGAUUUGAAUGAGACCGCUAGUCUUUAAACAGCAGCAAAAAAUACUUACACAAGAUCCUGUCUAUUCAAAACUGUUGCAGGAAUCAAUUUCACACAUAAUAAAGCUUUGAAUCCAUAAA